AUGGGCUGUCGUCAAAGAACUAUACCGUUUUGCUCCACAUUUGCCUCAUUCUUCAGCCGAGCUUUUGAUCAAAUAAGAAUGGGCGCCAUAUCUCAGGCUAAUAUCAAAUGUGUUGGCUCUCAUUGCGGGGUUUCCAUUGGAGAGGACGGACCCUCACAAAUGGCUUUGGAAGACAUCGCUAUGUUUCGGUCAAUACCUUCUGCGACUGUCUUCUAUCCAUCGGAUGGCGUCUCAAUGGAAAGGGCUGUUGAGUUGAGCGCACAAAAUGUCGGAAUCGACUUUAUUAGAGCCUCGAGACCUAAUUUUCCGGUUAUCUAUCAACCAAACGAAGUCUUUGCCGUUGGAAAGGCUAAAGUAGUUUUGAAGUCAGACUCGGAUAAAGUUCUGCUUAUAGGCGCCGGAGUCACACUCCAUGAGGCUCUCAAAGCCGCACAAGAAUUGAAAGCUAAACAUAAGAUUAAUGUUCGAGUCAUCGAUCCCUUUACUAUUAAACCUAUCGAUAAGGAGACCAUCAUUUCAAAUGCCAAACAAUGCGGCGAUAAAGUGAUUACAAUUGAAGACCACUAUCCAGAAGGAGGUAUAGGAGAAGCCGUGGCAUCAGCUCUCGCCCAGGAAUCCAUCAAAAUUCAAAUGCUGGCCGUCAGAGAGAUUCCCCGAUCGGGUCCUCCGGAAGCACUCAUCGAGAAGUACAGAAUCGGAUCGAAAGCCAUUGUAGAAGAAGUUCUUAAACUUAAGUAAUUGGCGUCUGUUAUCAAAAGUUUUAUUUCAAUAUUAUAUUCUAUGAAAAUGUCUUCAAUUUGUAUCAAUUUGUUUUUUAAAAGUUUAUGUAACUUUUUUUGGUAGAAUUUUUGGUAAUUGUUUUAACAUAAGGGUUAAUUUAAUUUAAAAUAUAAAACUUUACUUCUUUUGUUCUAAAUUUUGAUUUUUAG
Molecule: messenger RNA, 929 nt
Organism: Oppiella nova
Lineage: Eukaryota; Metazoa; Arthropoda; Arachnida; Sarcoptiformes; Oppiidae
Source: the annotation of a GenBank genome assembly